Messenger RNA from Orbicella faveolata, 2680 nucleotides. RefSeq names its product G protein-coupled receptor 135-like. Gene Ontology annotation, biological process: G protein-coupled receptor signaling pathway. Gene Ontology annotation, molecular function: G protein-coupled receptor activity. NCBI's taxonomy places the organism in Eukaryota, Metazoa, Cnidaria, Anthozoa, Scleractinia, Merulinidae. Gene Ontology annotation, cellular component: membrane. The record is from RefSeq and is a predicted model, not a curated record.
GUAAAACUAAAUAUAAUAAUUUAAACUAAAUUAAGUAUAAACUUUAAGAUAGAAAUAAUUAUCUAAACGCAAUUCUAAAAAGAUGAGUUUUUAAACGCGAUUUAAAGACGGCGACCGAUGGACUUAACUUAAUUUCAAGAGGCAGAUCAUUCCAUAGUUUGGGGGCGGCAACUGAGAAGGCUCUGUCUCCGUAAGUUUACAAAACAAUAAUGAAAAAAGGAAAUGGCAGAUUGCGGACUUUUGUUUCAGGGGUAACAAAGAAAAGUGCCAUAAGUACCAUACACUUUUAAUGCAUUAUUCGUCUGAGUCAGAUAAUUCCGGUAUUUUUUUUUCCAAUGCACCUUUGAGACAGCAUUAACGCGCCUAAAUCGUGUUCGGUAUGUAAUACCUUAAAGAAUGAAUUCUUCCUGGUGACUAAUUCCUUUCAGGCGAAUAUUAAUUUAAGACGGAUUAGUCGCCAAAAUAACUUUGGCUAUUAUUCCGGAAAGCGGCUUAAAUUAAAAAAAGCUGUGAAACGAAUGAAUUUGUCUCCUUUAUAGGUGGCAGAGUUGAAGGGCUGAACACACAUUGUGAGCCUCCAAGCAACCACGAAGACACAAGUGCAGAGACGUGAUUCAUUUUUCUGGGACAAUGACUUCUUUAAACGCCACGAUAGGCAAUGAUUCAAAAGAAGAAAUGCUCUCCUUGGCGACUGAUGUUGCGAUGGCUUCGUCGACAGCUUCCAAAGUCUUAAAAAUAAUUCCACUGGCCUUGGUGAUGCUCGCGUCAAUAGCCGGCAAUUCCAUUGUGAUCCAUGCGGUCUACGCGGACAUACGCAUGCAAACAGCAACGAACAUUCUCAUUAUGAGUCAAAGUAUUGUCGAUCUUGGGACGAGUGUUCUUGUGAUUCCAUUCGCUCUGAUUUCCGUCGGUUGCGACGGGUGGAUUUUUGGAGAUAAAUUCUGCACUGCAAACGGAUUCUUUAACCUGUUCUUCACGCAGAUUACUGUCUUGCAGCUAGUAAUAAUCGCAUUUGAUAGAUAUUUAGUGAUCGUGAGACCGUCAAGACGUGCUAUCGAUAUUAAGGAUGCCAUGAAAUUAGCUGGAAUAGCUUGGUGUGUGAGUUUUGUAGGAUCAUUUCCAUGGCUACCGUUGCUGACCAAUCGAGUGGAAGUCCUGUUCUUCCAAGGUUUUUACGUGUGCGCACAACGGUACCUACAGAAACCUUUGAACGGUUUGGAAUUAUUUUCUGUUACUGUCACUAUUGGUGUCUUUGCGGUUUUACCAUUGGUCCUGAUAUUUUACAACUACUACCACAUUAACAAGGUUAUUCAUCUAAAUAGGCACAGAGUGUCUCCUGUGUCCUUGUCGAACGCUCAGAAGCUGGCGAUCAACGUUUACGCGAAAUCUGCCUCAACGUCCAAAGUCGUGAUAGGUACAAGUUUAUUUCAAGUGUUUCCCGCGUGUUUUAUCCUACUUUUAGACGGACUGGGCGUCGGUUCUUUUCCACACGAUUUCGAAACAGCCGUCAAAUGGAUCAUGUGGUGCCAUUGUGUAGUCAAGCCCAUAAUAUACGCAGCGAAGAGCCGAGUAUGGGCGAGAGUCAUUCGUAGCUACCUCGUGACGAUUCCGAUUUUCUCGUCAAUAAUCGGAAUAGACUUUAAGAUAGCAUCGUUCUCUACGCUUGCAAAUCGCGUUAAAACUUACAGACUCUCGAAACGUAGAAGAUCUACACAGAAAAACUUGAAAGGGAGAGGCCCAAGCGAAACGAAGACAUCACAGCAGAAUACGGAGAGACCGGCAUGGUUUAGCAAUAUAAAGCAGGCGUGGCUGGCUGAUGAUCAGCAAGACAAUUUUUGUUCGUUUUAAACUUAGACAUUGAUACAUAACUAACCCCCUCCCCCUUUCAUUCGAUGGUAGACCUGGCAACAGCAAUGGCAACGGCGAUGCCACGUGCAACACCAAGUAAAAAAUGAAUUUACAUUUACCAAAGAAUCCCAAAAUUACAUAUGGCUGUUCAGUAGCUCUACUAGUUUUAAACCUAGUUGCAGCUGAGGAUGUAAGGGAAGCGUUGAACUCCAAAUAGAAGUAGGAGAAUUACACCGUCCCUAACGAACAGAUCCCGAAAUCCCUGGGUAAAAUCUAUUUUUCCUAUCGGCCGGGCAUUGUGCCCUGUGACCCGGUGGCAUGUGACUGUUCAAGCUCCCUACUGAUCAAGAAAUAUCUGCAGGCUAAGCCACUAUUUUACCCCACAGAUUAUUCUUUAUUAUUUAGACAUACCUUUCUUAUGUUUAAUUUCAAAAUGUUGUUUAAGAUCACGAUAGUUAUUGCGGUGAACUCUUUACUUUUUCUAAACUAUAUGUUUUUAAUUUAUUCCACCGCAGCAUAAUUAAGUAGUAACUAAAAUGUUUUUUGAUGGGUAAUCAAGUUUACACCUUUACCCAGUCACUAAAAUUUAUAUUUUCAAAAUUACGUAGCAUGAUUAGUCUAAUGGUAAAACGUGGCGAAGGUUACCAUGUUUUUAAAAGAUUAAAUAGUCUGUAUAUUUCAUUAACAGCACGUAUAAAUGAAAAACACUCAUUGGAUAUAUAAUUCUGUUGGUUGUUUUUUCUGCUCUCGUUUUGGUAAACCAAAAAGUUUUUCACAAAGCUAAACACUUUAAAGCAAGCACUACAGAUAAAUACAGUAUGUUUUGGAAGUA